This is a messenger RNA of Lasiodiplodia theobromae, 1251 nucleotides long. Its product is annotated as Peptidase M20. The record is from RefSeq and is a predicted model, not a curated record. The coding region runs from base 1 to 1251 and encodes 416 amino acids. The transcript has 3 exons. NCBI's taxonomy places the organism in Eukaryota, Fungi, Ascomycota, Dothideomycetes, Botryosphaeriales, Botryosphaeriaceae. Gene Ontology annotation, molecular function: dipeptidase activity.
AUGACCCAGGUCAAGCUCUCCGUCCAGGUUUCGUCCAAUGUCGAAGAAGUCCGCCGGACGGUGAAUGCGGCAAUCGAUGCCGCCGGCGAUGCUCUCCGCGCCCUGAACAAGGACAUCCAUGACCAUCCGGAGACGGCAUACGAGGAAGUCCACGCCCACGACGCGCUGUGCACCUUCCUUGAGAGCCAGGGUUUCUCCGUGACGCGCCAUGCCUACGGUCUCGAGACCGCCUUUGAAGCGUCCAUCGGCAGCACCGCCGCCGGCGCGCGCGAGAUCGUCUACUGCGCCGAGUACGACGCGCUGCCGGGCAUCGGCCACUCGUGCGGCCACAACCUGAUCGCAACCGCGUCCAUCGCCGCCUUCCUGGGCGCCGCCAAGGCGCAGCAGGCGCUGGGCUUCGACGGGCGGAUCCGCAUCCUGGGCACGCCGGCCGAGGAGGGCGGCGGCGGCAAGAUCAAGCUGCUCGAGGCGGGCGCCAUCCCGGCGUCCACAGCCGCCGCCAUCAUGGCGCACCCAGUGGCCGGGCACAUGGCCAAGAUCCCGGGCGCGUCGGGGCUGGCGGGCUUCAAGCUCAUCUGCAGCCACAAGUUCCGCGUCGAGUUCACGGGGCGCACCGCCCACGCCGGCGCGCAGCCGUGGGACGGCAUCAACGCCCUCGACGCCGCCGUCGCCGCCUACACCAACGUCUCGAUGCUGCGCCAGCAGAUCCGCCCGGACGAGCGCGUCCACGGCGUCAUCGAGGACGGCGGCCGCGUGCCCAACGUCAUUCCCCAGUACACCCGCAUGGCCUGGAACGUGCGCGCCCCCAAGGUCAAGGCCGCGAACGCCCUGCGCGAACGCGUCGAUGCCUGCUUCCACGCGGCCGCGGCGGCCACGGGCUGCAAGGUUAACAUUGUUGAGGGCCCGAUGUACAAAGAUCUGCGUGCCAACAUGACCUUAUGUCGGACGUACGUCGACGACAUGGCGGCGUUGGGCGAGAAGAUCAUCGUGUACGAGGAUGAGCCUGCUACUGCGUCGACCGAUAUGGGCAAUGUCUCAUACACCGUGCCAAGCUUCCAUGGCGCCUUUGGUAUUCCGGCUCCCGAGAACGUUGUCGGGCACCACCCGGGCUUCGCGGCCGCCGCUGGCACGGACGAAGCACAUGCCGCCGCAAUCAAGUGCGCUAAGGGAAUGGCCAUGUUGGGUUGGAGAGUACUAUCCGACGACGCUAUCGCCGAGGGUGCGAGAAGAGACUUUGAGCAAGACGAAUGA